This is a messenger RNA of Hyla sarda, 1594 nucleotides long. It is a transcript of the gene RRM2, whose product is annotated as ribonucleotide reductase regulatory subunit M2. Gene Ontology annotation, molecular function: ribonucleoside-diphosphate reductase activity, thioredoxin disulfide as acceptor. Gene Ontology annotation, biological process: deoxyribonucleotide biosynthetic process. The transcript is spliced from 10 exons. The record is from RefSeq and is a predicted model, not a curated record. Lineage: Eukaryota; Metazoa; Chordata; Amphibia; Anura; Hylidae. Gene Ontology annotation, cellular component: cytosol. The coding region runs from base 90 to 1244 and encodes 384 amino acids.
GCGCCCGGCGUCUGGCAGUCAUCCUCCUCUGCACCGUACAUAAUCAUCCGUCUCCGUGCGCUCAUCCGCUGCGUCUUCCCGCCAUCACUAUGCUGUCAUCCCGUAAGCCAUUCGCUGCUGUUAACGAGAACGUCUCCCCAAUGAAGAACAUGUCGCUGGUCGACAAGGAGAACACUCCGCCAUCUCUGAGCAACACCCGCAUCCUGGCCACCAAGACCGCCCGCAAGAUCCUCCUGGAGGCUGAGACCGACCUGGAGAAAACUAAACAGCAGUACCAGGAUGAACCUCUUCUGAGGGACAACCCCCAUCGCUUUGUCAUCUUUCCAAUCCAGUACCACGAUAUCUGGCAAAUGUACAAGAAGGCAGAAGCUUCCUUCUGGACUGCAGAAGAGGUGGAUCUCUCCAAAGACUUUCAGCACUGGGAGUCCUUGAAGGAUGAAGAGCGCUUCUUUAUUUCUCACGUGUUGGCCUUCUUUGCAGCCAGUGACGGCAUUGUAAAUGAGAACUUGGUUGAGAGGUUCAGUAAAGAAGUUCAGGUCACAGAGGCACGCUGCUUCUAUGGCUUCCAGAUUGCAAUGGAGAACAUUCACUCAGAGAUGUACAGUCUUCUCAUUGACACCUACAUCAAAGAUUCUAGAGAAAGGGAGUACCUGUUUAAUGCCAUUGAGACACUGCCCUGUGUGAAAAGGAAGGCUGACUGGGCACUGCGUUGGAUUGGGGACAAAUCAUCUACUUAUGGUGAACGUGUUGUAGCAUUUGCAGCAGUGGAAGGAAUCUUCUUCUCUGGGUCAUUUGCUGCAAUCUUCUGGCUGAAGAAACGGGGACUGAUGCCUGGUCUGACCUUCUCCAAUGAACUGAUCAGUCGUGAUGAGGGUCUUCAUACAGACUUCGCUUGUCUUAUGUUCAAACACCUUGUAAACAAACCAUCAGAGUCCCGGGUCCGAGAGCUGAUUGUUGAUGCAGUCAAGAUUGAACAGGAAUUCUUGACUGACGCACUUCCUGUAAAGCUCAUCGGCAUGAACGGCGACCUGAUGAAGCAGUACAUCGAGUUUGUUGCAGAUCGUCUCAUGUUGGAGCUCGGCUUUAGCAAGGUUUUCAGAGCAGAAAAUCCUUUUGACUUCAUGGAGAACAUCUCCCUGGAAGGAAAGACUAACUUUUUCGAGAAGAAAGUUGGUGAAUACCAGAAGAUGGGAGUGAUGGCAAAGGCGGCAGACAGCAAAUUCACUCUUGAUGCUGACUUCUAAGUGCAUUGAACACUUCCAGUGCAGUAAGAUGGGGGCAUUAUGACUUCAGGUUGUCCCGGUCUACCUUAAGGACUGACACCUGUUACAAGGACUAUAAGCUUGGAUGUGGUGUCCUGUAUGACGGCACAUACUGUCUUUUCACAUACAUGCUAGUUUACAGAUGUCGGCAUGUGUGACUGAUAACACUCAUGGGUACAAUAGGUUGUACAGCUUGGUGUAUGUUAUAAAGGGUGCUGUGUACUCUGCCGGGGAGGAGCUGCUGCUUCAUAGCAGUAAUUUUUUUUAUUAGUGUAAAUGGUUUUUUAUGUAUUUUAGUCUGAACUUGGCACUUUAAAUUAAAUAAAUUGUUU